Molecule: messenger RNA, 1392 nt
Organism: Parnassius mnemosyne (clouded apollo)
Lineage: Eukaryota; Metazoa; Arthropoda; Insecta; Lepidoptera; Papilionidae
Source: the annotation of a GenBank genome assembly
AUGGGAAAGGAAAAGACUCACAUUAACAUUGUCGUCAUUGGACACGUCGACUCCGGCAAGUCCACUACCACCGGCCACUUAAUUUACAAAUGUGGUGGUAUCGACAAACGUACCAUCGAGAAGUUCGAAAAGGAAGCCCAGGAAAUGGGUAAGGGUUCCUUCAAAUACGCUUGGGUGUUGGACAAACUGAAGGCCGAGCGUGAACGUGGUAUUACAAUCGAUAUUGCUUUGUGGAAGUUCGAAACCAGCAAAUACUAUGUUACCAUCAUCGACGCUCCUGGACACAGAGAUUUCAUCAAGAACAUGAUCACAGGAACAUCACAGGCUGACUGCGCCGUGCUUAUUGUUGCUGCUGGUACUGGUGAGUUUGAAGCUGGUAUUUCAAAGAACGGUCAGACCCGUGAACACGCUCUUCUCGCCUUCACACUCGGCGUCAAGCAACUGAUCGUAGGUGUCAACAAAAUGGACUCCACUGAGCCACCAUACAGUGAACCUCGUUUCGAGGAAAUUAAGAAGGAAGUAUCUUCGUACAUUAAGAAGAUUGGUUACAAUCCUGCUGCUGUUGCUUUCGUACCCAUUUCUGGUUGGCACGGAGACAACAUGUUGGAGCCAUCAACCAAGAUGCCUUGGUUCAAGGGAUGGCAAGUUGACCGCAAGGAAGGUAAGGCUGAGGGUAAAUGCCUCAUUGAGGCCCUGGACGCUAUCCUGCCCCCUGCUCGUCCCACCGACAAGCCCCUACGUCUUCCCCUCCAGGAUGUAUACAAAAUCGGUGGUAUUGGUACAGUGCCCGUAGGCAGAGUGGAAACUGGUGUCCUGAAGCCUGGUACCAUUGUUGUGUUCGCUCCUGCCAACAUUACCACUGAAGUUAAGUCAGUUGAGAUGCACCACGAAGCUCUCCAAGAAGCUGUACCUGGUGACAAUGUAGGUUUCAACGUAAAGAAUGUAUCUGUCAAGGAAUUACGUCGUGGUUAUGUUGCUGGUGACUCCAAGAACAACCCACCUAGGGGAGCUGCGGACUUCACUGCACAAGUCAUUGUCCUUAACCACCCUGGUCAAAUUUCCAAUGGUUACACACCUGUAUUGGAUUGCCACACAGCUCACAUUGCAUGCAAGUUCGCUGAAAUCAAAGAGAAGGUUGACCGUCGUACUGGUAAAUCUACUGAAGAGAACCCUAAGUCCAUCAAAUCUGGUGAUGCUGCCAUUGUAAACCUAGUGCCCUCCAAGCCUCUGUGUGUGGAAUCCUUCCAGGAAUUCCCUCCCCUUGGUCGUUUUGCUGUGCGUGACAUGAGGCAGACGGUUGCUGUUGGUGUUAUCAAGGCUGUUAACUUCAAGGAGGCUGGCAGUGGUAAGGUCACCAAAGCUGCUGAGAAGGCCACUAAGGGCAAAAAGUAG